AUGGAGCAACUGCGAGAGGACACCCACCGGUGGAAUUGGUUCGUGGUCAGCCUUCUUGCGUUGCAGGGAGUACACCCCAAACUGUGGCGAUUUGAGUCUCCUCUGCAGGUCGGGACAAUUACCCCAGAGUAUGAGAGCGGAGAACGAGCGAAUCGCAAGACACUGUGGUCAUCCGUCGGGAUAGCCUCUGACGCCACUCGAAAUUCAUCGAUCGGAUCGGGAUUGGACAAGUUAGUCUUGGAACAGGACUUGACCGGCGUUUCGCGGUUCUACGGACUGCGGUAUCUGUCGGAAUCCGCAGCAUCUCUUUGCCUCUCAUCUCCAGCAUUCUUCUAG
Molecule: messenger RNA, 336 nt
Organism: Trichoderma citrinoviride
Lineage: Eukaryota; Fungi; Ascomycota; Sordariomycetes; Hypocreales; Hypocreaceae
Exons: 3
Coding region: 1-336 (111 amino acids)
Source: RefSeq, a predicted model, not a curated record